AUGAGCCAUCGCAAAGUAUAUCCAAUACAUUCCAGAUUUAGAGAGCACGCCUUAUCUACGCCCGGGAGAUCACCCAGUGUUUUGAUGACCUUUAGCUUUGCUAUGCGGAAUGUUCAUCGAUUAGUCGCACGGCGUUUCUUUGUUGCUGGCAGUGACAGAAUCCGCGCAGGGAAGCCGAUUCCCUGCCCCUUGGCAAGCGGUCGCACCGUCGUUGCCGUCGGCCAAUAUGGGUUCCGACACGAUUGGUUGCUUCGACGAGCUUGUUCCUCAACAAGCAGCAACGAGGUGUCACAUGCUGAUGUUGUAGAACCCGAAACUAUGCGCGAACGCCCAAAUUCGAGCAGCGGACACAUCCUUCGACAGAAUGAUGAUGAACUCGACGAACUGGAACGGGCACUAAAGUCAGCACUAGAGUUGUAUCAGUCCUUAAGUCCUAACGAUCCACGAGCUCGGCCCGCCCUAGAAGCGGUAAGGGACUGUUACGAAAAUAUGCUCUACUGGGAUGAUGCGCUAGCUGCGGAACAAGCACUGGAGGAGUUGCUGCUCGUGGAGGAAGAUGACGAAGAACAACAAGCGGCCCGGGCUUAUCGGCGCGGAAAACUGUAUAUGCGGCUGCAAAACCUUGUCGAAGCAAGCCGUUACUACAAGGAAGCCUUGAAUAUAUAUGAACGUAUUUACCCAGAGUCGUAUCGGGCUGAAAAGGGCAAUGUUUUGAUUUCCAUAGCCGGAAUUCGCUUCCACCGUGAACAGCUCCAAGCGUCUUUGCAACUUUUAAUGGAAGCGGAGCCGCAUUUUCGCAAACACGGAUUGCUGCAAACGAGCGAAGCGGCUGCAAAUGAUCUUGAGACUCCAAAUUUGGGAAAGCCGCACGUCGAUCUUGUCAAAUGCCUACAACAUCAAGGACUUUUGCAUCGUACCACGGAAGACUUCGCUGCUGCUUUGAAUGCCUACCAAGAGGCAUUACAUAUUUUGGAAACCUUUUAUUGCUCAGACACAGAAAAUGUGGUCCAAGAACGCCGGCAGGGUUUGCAAAUGGACGUCGCGGACAUGCGGUCCGCUUUAGAUGAAUUUGAUUCCGCCUUGGCUAUGUACGAAACAAUUUUAUCGGAGGACAAAGAAAGACGUCAACGAAAUGGAGACAAGGAAAGUACGGCGCUGGAUGGAGUCAUGCUCCACAGUAUGGGCAAAAUAAAUGCUCAGCUUGGGAACGUUGACCUCGCCAUUGUGCAAUUGACUCAAGCCUUAGAUCUGAAACGACAAUUUGUCGGUGAAUUUCACCCCGAAGUUGCCAAAACACUUUCGGCUCUGGGAGCUGUACAAGCCCUGCGCAGUAAGCAAUCUGAUCCAGAUACAGGUUACGAUGAGGCGCGCCGUGCGGCACUUGAAUGCUUUCAGCAGGCUUUGUUGAUCUCGCGUAUGCAUGCUAAGGAGAGAGAACGAGAUCCCCUCGUGAUGCUGGCCAUGCGAAAUAUUGCACUGCUAAAAGGAGAUUCUUAUUACUUUGAUUUCCCCCCUGCGAUACCCUCGUAA
Phaeodactylum tricornutum CCAP 1055/1 is the source of this 1530-nucleotide messenger RNA. RefSeq lists its product with no specific name. The transcript has 2 exons. Gene Ontology annotation, molecular function: protein binding. Lineage: Eukaryota; Bacillariophyta; Bacillariophyceae; Surirellales; Neidiaceae. The record is from RefSeq and is a predicted model, not a curated record. The coding region runs from base 1 to 1530 and encodes 509 amino acids.